UUUCUCCUGCCUUGUUGACACUAGCAUAGUACUUGCUAAUUCGCCUAGCCUAUAACCACAUACCUCGUUGGGUCCCUGUAUAGAGACUGCAACAUGGUUUCCAAUCGACGUCUCAACAGGCGCUAGACGAGGAAAAGAUUUUGUGACAAGGAGUUCUAGGCUGAGAAAGGGGUUACCAGGGUCGAUCCUCCAGUGGAAGGGGCUGGACUGUCCACGACGGGAGCCUUUCCUUUCCCAAAGCUGGGACCCUGGAGCUAAAACACAGGGGAUAGAGGCAGGUUUUAUAGCUCGCGAUAUUCGAAAACACACGCAAGGAAAAUGAAGGCAGAGUAUUAAAGCCCAGCUAGAGCACACAGCAAAUUCCUGGGUUCGGUAGCCGGUCUCAACACUCUCUUUCGAGCACUCAUAUUUUGUUCUUCUUUACAUUGAUUGUAAUCACGCGUUCGCCGACAAGACUCUGUGAGUCUCGUGCAAAAUCGCCCACUUUAUUUUCAUCUUCGCCUCUCGCUUACGGCCUCUUUUGUAUUCCUUCGCUUGAUCGCCGAUAUUCUUGGUCGCUUGCUGCGUCUCUGUCUUCUUUGUCACAAUCCCCCAUUGGCGCCAAGUAGUUUAACCUGUUGGUUCUCAUAUUCUUUUUGAGGGCUGAAUCUGUUCGACAACCUAUCUUCUUCGCUGGUCGUUGAAAACUUACAUCACAUAUUUGUGGCUUGCAGCUUUGGACUGGCGGCCGCGUAGUGUUGUGUUACAUCUGCACUGCAGCCAAAAGAGCUCCCGGAAUCCUUGCCUUGCUUCUUUUCUUUGUGUGGCUCUUCGCUGUUUCUUCCCGAAAUUCCGGUUGCACUUUGUGGAUUGCAAGAAGGUUCUUUUCCCAGCCUCAACCUUGAUUCAACUGCCGCCGUGACGUUGAAUUUGAGCAACAUAUAAAGUCGGCAGCCGAACACUGGAACCAACAAGAUCAACCAACAGCACGACCAACAACCUCAGGAUCUAGUCUAACCAGUCUCUUGGUGCUUGAUCCCAGCUGCUCGCAUCACCCACGUGCAUCGUGUAUUGCUGCGACUAAAGAUUCUCAUCACAAGCACCACCAAUAGCGGCGUGUCCCUCCCGCUCGGCUCGGCUCUUGCGUCUCGAGAAGCUAUCGACAUCCCUGGCGUAUCUCCGUGAGUGGGUGUCUCAUCCCCGCAACAGACUGGGGUUCCCGGCGAGAUUUGGCAACGGUCAGAAAGAUAGCUUGUCACGGGGGGUUACGGAUAUCACUUUUCGAUUUCUCGAUUCUUCGAUUUCCAAGAGUGGGCUGCUACCGUUUUUCCUAAUUGGAUAUUCUACACCCUGCCGCACUGCGCUGCAUCGAGGCGAGAUUAUUGGACGAGAGUCUAUUAAUAUCUUGAUAUUCAGGGAAAACGGUGACUGAUUGAUUCAGUACAUCAACCGCUCUAUAGGCACAUCCUUGUAUUCCAUUAGGGGGAUCACAGGGAAGCGAGGUAACAAGAGACUUGCACUGCGACGUCAUCUGCAUCUUGCUCGUCAGGCCAGCCCCUGGAGGGUUCACUCCUUGCGUGCAGCGCAAACUGGAAUUGAGAUUCGAUCGUCGGAACGUGGUCGGUACUGUACCUGAUACGGUUACAAGUACGGCAUUGCAUUGGCAUUCACACUUAUCAACUCCGAAGCUUUUCUCCGCUUGUCUCCGCGGCCCGCUCACCUGUGUCGGAAUUCCCAUCGGCCAAGCUUACUGCUUAUCGCCGCCAGGAUUCAUCGAAAAAAUCACUUAGCAGUGAACAAGUCCGCUUGAACAAAAGUCGGGUGAACAAUCAAGUAUUUUGUGGGAAAGCACACGAUAAAAAACAAAGACAACGAGAGAGAUCGCGUGCUCCGUCACAUUGGACCCCCAUCUAAUUUUGGGAUUUUAUCCUAUUUAGGGUCCUGGUCUAACAUCCCCAUCUGUUCCACGUUACGGAUCACUUACAGGGCCUCGUCCACCAAUUCCUUUGCCCCCUCCCCUCCAAGUCUACCUAGUCUCCUCCGCCAGCAACGGCAGUAUGACAGGCGUACUGUCUCCCACGGCUCUCCACCCAGCUCUUGGCAGCCCCCGAGACAACGGGUAUUGCUUGUCUCCUGCUCGCUCUUCCCAUUCACCUGUCCUUAAGAGGAGCGCACUCGCCGAUACAAGUUUAAGCUCGGACACUGUUCAGACCACACAAUUAGAAGUUGAGCAGCCAGGUGUGUUUUCAACAUUGUCCCCAUCCCCUUUGUCGUUGUCAGUCUCGGAUCGUUUAAAACCUCAAACUCUCCUGGAAGAUUGUGGAGCCUCUACUUUGUCAUCUGCCCCAAAAGAUACAACUUCGUUAAGCUCGCCCUCUUUACAAUCUUCCACUUCACCAUUACCCUCGUCAACUGUAUAUCAAUCAGCUUCGUCUUCUUCGACUCAGAAAGACGCCCUUCGGUCUAAUUCUGGCCCGAGGGCUUUGGCUUCGGUGAUCCGACACAACAAACCCGACGCUUUGUCACUCGCACUCCCACACACAAACAUGCCUUCUCUUCGCCAGACGGAACCUUCAGAGUCUGACUCUCAACCAGCCUCUUCGGCUGGCCCUCUACCUGGCUUCACGAGUGUGUCUAAGAACUCUACCGCUGCCACGCCUUCGCAAAGCCUAACUGAUGCCCUCAAUGACCUCGCCAAGUCUCGCUUGACCGCAGGCGCCGUUAACACACCCAACACCGCCCGGACUUACACUUCCACCUCUAGCAAUGACACAACUUCAUCUGAUAUGGCCGCUACCAUUCUCGCCUCAACUUUACAGUCACCAUGUUUCUACCAUCAGCGAUUUGCUGAUGCUGUCGACAUCGGCAAGGUCCUCGAGGAAAUCAAGAAUGAUGUUUCCAUGUCACAUUCGCGUCUUGUCGCGACUGCAACUGGUGUUCGAGAGGUUUCCAAGCAGCUUCAGCGUCGUCCCAUCAAGCGCGCAGUCCGCAACAUCAUGAUUGUCACCAAGGCACGCGACAACCAGCUCGUCUACCUUACUCGCGAGCUUGCCGGGUGGCUUCUGCGAACCCCACGUUAUGGCUCCGACCUCGGCGUGAAUGUCUACGUCGAUGCUAAGCUUCGCAACUCACGACGUUUUGAUUCAUCUGGUCUCCUUGCCGAGAACCCCCGCUUCCAGCACAUGCUCAAAUACUGGACACCCGAUUUGUGCUGGAGUCAGCCUGAAAAGUUCGAUCUUGUCUUGACUCUUGGUGGCGAUGGUACCGUCCUCUUCACCUCAUGGCUCUUCCAGCGCAUUGUACCUCCUGUGCUCUCAUUCAGUCUGGGAAGUCUAGGUUUCAUGACCACAUUUGAGUUUGAGAAGUACAAAGAACAUCUCAACAGAGUCAUGGGCGAUGAUGGCAUGAAGAUUAACCUCCGCAUGCGCUUCACGUGUACUGUUCAUCGCAGCAAUCGUGGAGCCGGUGCUUUGGACGCACCCAAGCUCGAAGAACCUGAGCAAUUCGAAGUUCUUAACGAACUCGUCAUCGAUCGUGGUCCUUCCCCCUAUGUGUCCAACCUGGAGCUCUAUGGUGAUGAUGAACUCCUCACUGUUGUACAAGCCGAUGGUUGCAUCUUCUCCACCCCAACUGGCUCUACAGCAUAUUCUCUAUCUGCCGGUGGCGCUCUUGUUCACCCUGACAUUCCUGCCAUCCUUCUUACACCCAUCUGCCCUCAUACCCUAUCAUUCCGACCCAUGGUCCUUUCUGAUACCAUGGCUCUCCGAGUUGUUGUUCCUCGGAAUUCUCGAGCCACUGCCUAUUGCGCUUUUGAUGGCAAGGGUCGACUCGAGCUGCGACAAGGUGACCACGUCACAAUCACUGCCUCUCAGUACCCCUUCCCUACUGUGACACGCACCGAUACAGAGUGGUUUGACAGCGUGAGCCGUACUCUCCGCUGGAACGUCAGAGCUUCCGCACAGAAGCCUUUCGAUGCCGACACCGGAGAUAGUUGCAACGAUGACGACGAUAUCGGUUGGGACAUUGACACCGACAGUGCAUGCUACGCAAGUGAAGAUGGGAGUGUCAGCGCCAGCCCCAUCCGUCGGCAAAUGAGCCUUCUGGGUAUGUGAGGAAAGUCCAUGGCAUCAGCGGCCUUGGAUAAGAGCUGGUUUUAGGCAUGGUGUUGGCGGCGUUACAAUUAUUGUCUGUCAUUUCAGAUUAUCUGGGUACGAUGAUAGAUCAAUUUUUUCUUCAUUUUGAUAUAAGCGGAAUGGCAAAGUGUGGUUUUGGAACUAUAGCGGGAAAUAUUUAGACAUUUAGAUGUAAGGCAGAUUACGAUCUCGUCAAGACAAUACACGAUAUGUGGCCACAUAACUCAACAGCAAGAUGCCCGUCAAGUGAUAAGCGUAAUCUCUCGAAAGCUCGCUCACCAUCUAGUGCCUCCUCAACUUUGAAGCAACAAAAGGAGGGAUAUUGUAGG
Molecule: messenger RNA, 4441 nt
Organism: Fusarium odoratissimum NRRL 54006
Lineage: Eukaryota; Fungi; Ascomycota; Sordariomycetes; Hypocreales; Nectriaceae
Product: NAD+ kinase
Exons: 1
Coding region: 2037-4091 (684 amino acids)
Biological process (GO): NADP+ biosynthetic process; NAD+ metabolic process
Molecular function (GO): NAD+ kinase activity
Source: RefSeq, a predicted model, not a curated record